CAGCAGUUUCAGAGGAGUCAAUCAUGCAUAUGACAAGUCGCAUGAAAGCCUGUGCUCGUUGCAGGCGACAGAAGGUUCAAGACUUCCUUGGGCCCAGGACAAUUGAGAUCUGCUAAUUCAUGGCUUGCAGUUGAGGUGCGACUUGUAUCAGCACCCCGGACAGCCAUGUUCACGUUGAAAACGCAUGCACAUAGAAUGCAACAAUAUAGUGGAAGCUCCAGAGGCUACUGUGGACGCUUCGCCAGCUCGGUCUGAUCGCACGGCUGUAGGAACUUCAAGCAGUGCCUUGAUCUAUACCGCUGCGGAGCCAUCACUUGAAGUUGACCCAUCAUAUGCUGUACAGUCAGACCGAUCUUCAUCACUUUCUGAAAUCUUGGGUCGGGAGGGCAUUGCGGUAAAACAGAUAGACGAUUGCUUUGCUCGGCGCUUGGAGCAUGCCACGAAGCUGCACCGGAUAGCUGUUCAACACAUCAGAGGCGGAACAUUCCAGCCCCUUUUAUACAUUACGAACCCUAUUCCAAUUAUUAAAAGCUCCCUGAUUCUGUGUCUCUGGCCUCUACCAGUGGACACAAUAUGGAAAGACCCUUCAGAUGUGUAUGCAGGCACAGCCCAUUCUCUCGCUGUUCAGAAUGGGCUUUUCGUCAACGGUCACGAGCAAGACUUUGCAAGGACGCAUACUUCUUUGUCCAAAGAGAUCAGAGAUAUUAGGGCUCAUCUAUGGCUCAACUGUUGUUUAGUAUUCCAAGCCCUGUGCGAUGGCCUCCCAUAUCUUUCUAUCUCCGAAUCCAAGCCCUACCAGAGGAAAACUAGGCUCGAGGAGAUUGUGGACGCCUCAUUCCAUUACCGCAUCAAGUGCCACGACAUCUUAAUUGAUGCCACUAGAGCAUUUGGCGACAUCAUAGACGAGCAGGGCGAGGGCAGUAAGUCGUUGCUACCACUAAUCAGGAUCUUCAGUGAACAAGUGGAAAUCGUCCCACUUCCUCUCCGUGAUGACUUAUGCUACCUUACCCGGUGCUGCAUCCGUCUCGCAAUAUCAGCCUACUACUUCUUCCUACAGAGUCAUGACUUUAAGAGACCAGGCCUGAUCACAACCUUUUCAAUAGCCACAGAAGUUCUUGAUGCCGUGCCUCGCUUAGAUGCCAUGCAGGACUUCGCGUUAUAUGCUUCAAACUACUAUACGCGCAUGGCCUUGCUAGCGGCGUUUUGCAUCCUACGACUAGUCAGGAGCCAGCUGAAAGAGCACAUUGACCUGCGUGAUGCUCAACAAUCGUUAUUCAAGGCGAUAUCAUUCGUCAAAAGGCGUUCCAUGCAACACGGCGACCUUGAUGAGAGGUAUGGGACGAUCCUCUCGCAGUUGUGGUCAAAUAGCGAUUCGAUGGAUACUACUACAGCUAAUGGGCUGGAUCUGAGGAUCCGUAGUCGUUUGUUUAUGAGCGUGGUAUUUGACUCUCUUUGGUGGUGA
Molecule: messenger RNA, 1462 nt
Organism: Fusarium oxysporum Fo47
Lineage: Eukaryota; Fungi; Ascomycota; Sordariomycetes; Hypocreales; Nectriaceae
Exons: 5
Coding region: 185-1462 (425 amino acids)
Source: RefSeq, a predicted model, not a curated record